CCAGACGUGGCUGAGCUCAUCCCGACCCUCUCAGUCCUCCUAUUGCGCACCAUCACUGUCCGUCGUCCCUCCCAUCGUCUGUACCUCCCAUCUGCUUGUUUUUAAUCCAUUGAGGCUUGGUUUCCUGGCGAGCCAUGUCGGCCUCUCAGAACGCGCAGAAUCAACCGAAAAAGAUCAGGAUUACGGUUGUUGCGGCCGAUGGUCUUUCCAAGCGCGAAGUCUUCCGCUUGCCUGACCCCUUUGCGGUCAUUACGGUCGAUGCGGAGCAGACGCACACCACUAGCGUUAUCAAGAAGACGCUCAAUCCGUACUGGAAUGAGAGCUUCGACAUUUUCGUGAAGGACUCGUCUGUCAUUGCGGUUCAGAUCUUCGACCAACGCAAGUUCAAGAAGCGGGACCAGGGCUUCUUGGGUGUAGUGAAUAUUCGUGUCGCCGAUGUGAUCGACCUCGAGCUAGGCGGGCAUGAGAUGCUCACAUUGGACCUCAAGAGGUCGAAUGACAACCUUGUCGUCCACGGCAAGCUCAUCCUCUACCUGUCAACGAAUGUCAGUCAGCCCAUCAGCAAUCCCGGCCCGUCGCAAGUGAACGGCGUCACCGAGACGCUCUCGGGCUUGUCGCUCAACUCAUCGUCAUCGGCGGCAGCCAGCACCAACAACCUUUCCGCGGGCGGCUCAUUAUCUCGCACUCCCAGUGCCCAUGAGACAGCUGCCUCGGUGCAGGCAACCAUGCCUCAGCCUCAUGUGACGCCUGCACCUGUAGCAGCCGCAGAGCCUGAGCCGACUCCGCCACCUUCUCGUCCGAUCAGCGCAAUUGCGACUCCUCCGCCCGCUAUAACAGCCGAAACGCAGGUGCCCGCGACCAGUCCCAGUGCAGCGGGCCAUGCUGCAUCCAACAACAACGCGCAGCUCCGCAACUUCAACCCGCAUGUUGAUCAGUACGGUCCGUUGCCAGAUGGCUGGGAGCGCCGAAUCGAUCCACUCGGCCGGACGUACUAUGUCGACCACAACACACGGACCACGACAUGGAACCGACCAUCCUCCAGCCAGAGGGCGAACACGCACGCCCAGGACGGGCAGACCAACGCUGCGCGCGACCAGCACAACCGCCGGAUCCUCGUCGACGACAUGCUCGAGGCGACCAACACAGCUAGCAACACCAGUACACCCGUCUCACGCCCCCCGACGGCGAACACUGCUGCUCAAGCGGUCGCUGCAAGCCAGCAUCAGACGAGCGGCGGCGGCGGGCCGCUCCCCGCUGGCUGGGAGGAGAGGUACACGCCCGAGGGCCGGCCGUACUACGUGGACCACAACACUCGCACGACGACAUGGGUGGACCCGCGGCGGCAGACGAUCAUCCGGGUCAUGGGCCCGACCGGGCAGAACACGGCGCUGCAGCCGCAGACGAUCUCGCAGCUGGGCCCGCUGCCGUCUGGGUGGGAGAUGCGCCUGACUUCAACGGCGCGGGUGUACUUCGUGGAUCACAACACAAAGACGACGACGUGGGACGACCCGCGACUGCCGUCGACGCUGGACGCGAACGUGCCACAGUACAAGCGCGACUUCCGCAGGAAGCUCAUCUAUUUCAGGAGCCAGCCCGCGAUGCGCGCGCAGCCGGGCAACUGCCAGAUCAAGGUCCGGCGGAACCACAUCUUCGAGGACAGCUAUGCGGAGAUUAUGAGGCAGACGCCGAGCGACCUGAAGAAGCGGCUGAUGAUCAAGUUCGACGGAGAGGACGGUCUGGAUUAUGGUGGUCUCUCGAGAGAGUUCUUCUUCCUGCUCUCGCACGAGAUGUUCAACCCAUUCUACUGUCUGUUCGAGUACUCUGCGCACGAUAACUACACACUCCAGAUCAACCCCGCCUCCGGCGUCAACCCCGAGCACCUGAACUACUUCAAGUUCAUCGGGCGGUGCUUGGGCCUGGGCAUCUUCCACCGUCGUUUCCUCGACGCAUACUUCAUUACUGCGUUCUACAAGAUGAUCCUGCGCAAGAAGGUGACGCUCGCAGAUCUGGAGAGCGUCGACGCAGAGCUGUUCCGCGGGCUGACGUGGAUGCUCGAGAACGACAUUACGGACGUGAUCGACGAAACGUUCACCACGACGGAGGAGCGCUUCGGCGAGAUGGUCACCGUCGAGCUCAAGCCCGGCGGUGAGGACGUCCCCGUUACGGAGGACAACAAGAAGGAGUACGUCAACUGCGUCGUGGAGUACCGUAUCUCGCGCCGUGUCAAGGACCAGUUCGACGCGUUUAUGUCUGGGUUCAGCGAGCUGAUCCCUCAGGACCUUGUCAACGUGUUCGAUGAGCGCGAGCUCGAGCUUCUCAUCGGCGGUAUGUCUGAGAUCGAUGUCGACGACUGGAGCAAGUUCACGGACUACCGCGGGUACGAGGUGAACGACGAUGUCGUACAGUGGUUCUGGAAGUGCGUGCGGAGCUGGCCGCCGGAGCGCAAGUCGCGGCUGCUGCAGUUCGCGACGGGGACGUCGCGUAUCCCCGUCAACGGGUUCAAGGACCUGCAGGGUUCGGACGGCCCGCGCCGGUUCACGAUCGAGAAGAGCGGAGACCCGAGCCAGCUGCCGAAGAGCCACACGUGCUUCAACCGCAUCGACCUCCCGCCGUACAAGGACUAUGCGACGCUCGAGCAGAAGCUCACGCUGGCGGUGGAGGAAACGGUCGGUUUCGGCCAGGAGUAGAUACGCAAUUCCUACGCACUUCCUCUCCAUCUCUCGUCCCUGCAUGCUCAUCUGUCCCCUGUCUCAUCUUCGCCGUUUUGGCCUAUGCCCCUAUUCACAACCUGGUUUAUGUCACCAUCAUUCCCUCACCAGUCUCUAGUCUCCCUGUAUGCGCCCGCCCGCCCACGGAAGGAAAUGUAAGCUUACAGAGGCCCGCACUACGUACUUAGAGGCCGUCGGACGCUGGCUCGCUUGCCCAGGGGUUGUACAUCAGUCGCUUGUUCGUUCGUUCGUUCGCACAGAUAGGUGUCUAAUACAAGGUCCUUUAAUACUGCUACAU
Rhodofomes roseus is the source of this 3006-nucleotide messenger RNA. RefSeq names its product ubiquitin-protein ligase. The coding region runs from base 135 to 2687 and encodes 850 amino acids. The record is from RefSeq and is a predicted model, not a curated record. The transcript is spliced from 8 exons. Gene Ontology annotation, biological process: ubiquitin-dependent protein catabolic process. Lineage: Eukaryota; Fungi; Basidiomycota; Agaricomycetes; Polyporales; Fomitopsidaceae. Gene Ontology annotation, molecular function: protein binding; ubiquitin protein ligase activity.